AUGUGUGAUGAAGGAGCAUCUACUAGCAAAGCGAAGCCCAAAGUUUCCACCGUUACUCCGGCUGCACCGGCGGAACCGGAAACCACCGGUGAAUGUUACAUUUCGAGGCUCCCGGAUGAGAUCCUGUAUACCAUUUUCAACCUGCUUAGUCACGAUCAACGACUGGAUUGCUCGGAAACAUGCCGACGUUGGAUGGACAUCGUAUACUCUCCGUACUUUCAGCGGAAGAGCAAAACCUCGUUCAGUCACUGCUUUGGGAUGACCAUAAACUCCGUCGACCGGAAGCGGUUGCAGAGGGCCAUAAAUUGUGAGUUUUCCGAUUGCGGUAUUCUCGAGCUAUUCCACACGGAUUUACUAAGGGACCAACGGAACGUGCUGUUCGAGGACCCGGAGAAUCCCGUACCGAGUGAUACGACCAUCGAGGACUUUCUGUUUUCCGGCGAUCUACAGCUCGAGCACAUACAGUUCGCCACCUCGUUCGAUCGAGCGCGUGACUUCAUCGGAAAGCGAUUACCAAUGCUGAAGAAUCUUGAAAGCCUCUCCUUCAUGCUUGUUCCACCGCACUAUGGGUUGGAAGUGAACAAAACGGAUCCCGAGUGGGUGAUUAAGCACGAAAAGGUGACCUCCUUUAGUCUGCAAACUUUUGUCACCAGCGGUCCGUACCGGCUCGAGCUACCAAGUAUGAGAUUCUUCGUCCACGAAAUCGAUAACGAUUGGGAUAUGCGGGCACUGAUCGAGGCGAAGGAACGACUGGAGGAGCUUGAAGUGAAGCUGUACUUCGUUAAAUACGUCGAUACGAUAGUUACGCUGCAGUUUCCGGAGCUAAAGAAAUUUUCCGUCUGGCUAGUCAAGGAAGAUGACAGCCCGGAUCCGAACACGCCUGGAGAUGAUACUACGACCGAGUGGUUCAUAAAAGGCAUGCCGAAGCUCGAGCAGCUGGAACUACGUGGAACACAAAUGACGAUGAAGCUGUUUCGAGCCGUCUGUCUCUUCGGUUGGGAAACGUUGACGAGAUUAACGGUGUUCAGCGCCCAGUUCAAUCGUUCCCUUUUUGAAUUGAUCCAGGAGCUGAAAAAUCUAAAAUUCUUGAGGCUAGAAUCAUGCUCGAUCAUUGACGGUGGCCGACUACACGAGGUUAAUUUUCCGCAUUUGCGACAUCUGGAGUUGAUCAAAAGCCACGACUGUUUGCGCAUCGACGCGGGCUUGUCGCUGAUUCACACCUUCAAGUACACGAUGGAUGGGAAGUUGGCCAAGGUAUGCCGGCACAUGCCGUUGCUCGAGAAGUUUGAGAUCGAUUUCCGCGCGGAACACCCAGUCGCAGAGUAUGUAAAGAAAUACUUCAAGCAUAUUCCCGAGCUUGCUCAUCUGCACCAUCUGACGCUAAGUGGCAUCAAGACGAACACGAGACCGUGGAACUUCUGCGAACCGAUGCCCGCGGUCAAACAUCUCGUAUUUCGCGAAUGCCAUAUUGCACGCUGUGAUUUUAAGCGGAUAUCGGAGCUGUUCCCGGAGUUGAAGGUGCUGGAAACAGAAAACUCCAUCAUAGCCUACAAGAUCGAACCACAGGGUGUCGACAUAAACCGGCACUUUGCCCGCCGGUUGAAGCAAUACUUUCCCAAGUGUGCGCUCGUGUUUACCGGCGGCUCGACGGUCGAACCAUUGAGUACCGUUUUGGAGAUGGAGGACAAGAAUUACGAUAUAAAGCGGCUAAUGGAUAAAGAAGCAGGUGUUAUUCAAAUAUUCCAGUAGCUUCCAGUUAGC
Anopheles darlingi is the source of this 1761-nucleotide messenger RNA. RefSeq lists its product as uncharacterized. The transcript has 3 exons. The record is from RefSeq and is a predicted model, not a curated record. Bases 1 to 1749 code for a protein of 582 amino acids. Gene Ontology annotation, molecular function: protein binding. Lineage: Eukaryota; Metazoa; Arthropoda; Insecta; Diptera; Culicidae.